Cynoglossus semilaevis (tongue sole) is the source of this 947-nucleotide messenger RNA. Its product is annotated as transmembrane protein 17A. Gene Ontology annotation, cellular component: ciliary transition zone. The record is from RefSeq and is a predicted model, not a curated record. Gene Ontology annotation, biological process: non-motile cilium assembly. Bases 282 to 947 code for a protein of 221 amino acids. The transcript is spliced from 4 exons. NCBI's taxonomy places the organism in Eukaryota, Metazoa, Chordata, Actinopteri, Pleuronectiformes, Cynoglossidae.
UUUUAUUUGUAUUUCAGACAUACAGUAUCACCUCACACCUAUUAAUUUAACCAUCUAACUUCAUAAACACAUACAGCGAGUGUCAUAUGUGGCCACUAAUAUACUGAUAAACUGCCAUUGUCCUCAUUCCUGGCCUAAUCCCGGACACUCCCCCCUCACUGUAAUCUGAUUAGACUUGUGUCUGCCUGAAGGUCCGUUUGUUUAUGUGACUUCAGACACUGGAACACUGUCACGGCUUCAGACUCAAGAGGGUUUCUCACCAUCAACUGCUGCCAAACACCAUGCCUGUGUUUUAUUCUUCCCUUGAGAGCUUGCACCUGGGCUUGGCCCACAUGGGCAGCUCCAUGUUUACCAACAACAGGACGUCAGACAGCGACAUCACCAGGGAGCAGAGGGACCAGGAGAAUGACACACCUGUGCUGAAUGAGCUGGUCUCCCAUCUUCCCCUGCAGAUGUUGCUGUACUUCAACACAUUUUAUUUCCCCUGUUGGUGGUUGUCUGCUGUGUCCAUGCUGGAAGUCAAGUUCCACCAUCUGCCACAGUAUUACCAGGCUCUGCUUAUUACUGGGAUCGUCCUCCUGACAGUCGUUGAAGUUGUGCGUCUUUAUCUGGGUUUCAUUGGCAAUCUAGAAGAAAAGGUGCCAGAGCUGGCAGCCUUCUGGCUCCUGUCUUUCAUCUUCCAGCUGCCGGUGCUGCUUUUCUUCUCGACUGAUGAAGGAAUUAUUAUCCUGCCUCUGGAAAGGGCUGUCCACUUCCUGUACCUCCUCUUCCUCCUCGCCCAGAUCCUGGCCUCCUUCCUGGCACUCAGGACCAUGACCCGAAAACUCACUCUCCUCUUCCAUCUGCGUGAGUUGGGAACGGUGGAGAGCUUCCAUCGGUCAGGGAUGAGUCCUGUUUAUGGGUUGUCGUACCAUCGUAGUGUGCUGCCUCUCUCAGCGACCCAUUAA